GAGAGAGAGAGAGAGAGAGAGAGAGAGAGAGAGAGAGAAAACUGAAAAGUAGAGAAUACGGAGAACACCAGAGGGAAAUGAGAGACAGAUGAGAGGAAGACAGACAGACGACUCGCACAACAACCAGGGAAAGUUCUGCAACUGAUGGAGAUACACAGUGAGGUGGACAUGAGUAACGGAGGGCACCCACAUUACAGGGGAAAUGUAUAAGUAUGAGAAAGGCCUGAAUCACCAUCAGGGGGAGAGAUCAGGAUGAGAGAUGUUGUGACUUGUGCAAGCUGGAAAUAAGGAGGGAACGUGACAUCUAUAGACGGAUAAACUGAGAGACAUCACCAGACACCCCCAGCACAUCACCUAGACAGGUGAGUGCAACUCAGGAGAAUGAAGCUAUGUCAGUUCUACAGGGUACGAAUCCUGGGUUUUGGCCUCAUUAUUAUUUUGACCAUUGGAUUUACAGUUCAGCUUCUGGGAAUCCAUCUCCCCAAGAGGUACCGGCAGACAGCUGAGCUGCGCAUGGUGUUCGCUGAGCCUUCAUCCUCUCCUCGGACAUGCCAGGCGAAAAGACACAUUGUGUUCCUAAAGACGCACAAAACCGCCGGGAGCACCAUUCUGAACCUACUGCACCGCUAUGGAGACCGGAACGGCUUAAUCUUCGCUUUGCCCUUCAAAUACCAAUUCAACUAUCCCAACCUCUUCCACUCUCGCAGGGUUAAGGGGUUUAGUUCCCCUGCGAGGCCGACCUACGACAUCCUCUGUCAUCACAUGCGCUUCAACCUGCCAGAGGUUCGGAAGGUCAUGCCGUCAGACUCCUUCUAUUUCACAAUUCUUCGAGAUCCCGCCACAAUGGCCGAGUCUUCCUUCUCCUACUAUCGUUCUGUGUCGUCCGCUUUCAAGAAGGCGCCUAAUUUCAAAGCGUUUAUUUCCCAUCCGUCAGACUACUAUCGACAGGGAGAGAGGUCCAACCAGUAUGCCCGAAACCUACUGUGGUUUGAUCUAGGGUUUAACCCCGAUGCCCCAUUUACGGAAAUUCUGGCAAAAGCAGGAGCUCGAGCAGUGGAGGGGAUUUUUAAUUUGGUCCUUCUAGCUGAGCACUUUGACGAAUCCAUGAUCCUCUUGAAAGAGGAGUUCUGUUGGGAGCUCGAUGAUGUGGUAACCUUUAAACUCAACAUCCGAGGGUCCUCAAGGCCACUGGAGCAAAGAGAAGUGGAGCAACUGAGGGCAUGGAAUGCUCUGGACUGGUACCUCUAUUCCUACUUUAACCGGACAUUCUGGGGGAAGGUGGAACGUUUUGGGAGGGAAAGGAUGGACAAUGAGGUCAAGAGGUUGAGGGAAAGGAGACAGCAGUUGGCUAAUGUCUGCCUUGAGGGUUUGGAGCCUGUUGGAGCAGAAGACAUUAAAGAAGAAGCUAUUAAGCCCUUCCAAUUUGGACAGGAGAAGAUCCUAGGGUGGGCGGUAAGGAAAAAUCUUUCACCCUACGUCCAUACACGAUGUGUGAAAAUGGUGACUCCAGAGCUGCAGUACAAGGAUCUUUUAGAUGCACAUCAGUUUCCAGCAGGGUCACAAAAUGAGUCAGAUCUAGCCGUGACCCUUGCAAGGGCCAUUGGUCGCUGAGAGGACCACAGAUGACCUAUGCAAACUCUUGAGGCACAAGGAUGAAAAUAUGACCACUUUAAAGUCAAUCUGGGGCCUAUUAGGAAAAAUGCCAACUUUGAACAAUUUUGCAUCUUUACUAAACAAAGGCUGGCUAAUCACUUCCUUCAUCACCUCGUUUCGGAUGGAAAUGUACUGUAGCAAGAUCUCGAAGGCCGUACAGAGAGUAUAGCACCAGGCUGUAGUGUAGAGAAUGCACUAUUAAUCACAAUGAUGGUGCCGGGAGUAUAAGACUGCACCACUUGCAUUACCUGCAAAAAACUGGAAGUUAAUGAGUAAAAAAACACAUCAAUAGACUGUAAUAUUCACUGACUGACACUCUGGGCCUGACAAUCACAUAAAAUAAACUCAUGAACUUUUAUUUCUUGGCUGUGGGCUGAAAAUAUGGUCAAAUUCUAGUGUAUCGGUACAAAUGGGCAUUAGACAUCAUCAUCACCUUGGACGCUUGCAUCAAGUCUAUGGUACUCCAAAAUAUGACUUCUAAAAGGUGAAUCCUAAGGAUACGUGUAAGCUAAAAUCGGAUGCAAUUGUAAGAGACAUGGCUGACUUGCAUUUCCAUGUACCUAAAAUUCCCAUGACACUCUUCUCCAAAAUCAAGUGGACACGAGUAUAAGAUAUGCAUGCGCAAUGCAACAAGAUGUAGGAGAUUCAAGAUUCAAGUUGUACAAGUGGGCUUACAUCCAACUCAAAUCAGGCUCUUUAUGGUCAAUGGGUCACGUAUUGCAGAUACUGCUACCAGUCAAUUAUCAUCUAUGGUAUAUGAGAACAUGGCCUGUUCGGGUUGAGAAAUGAUAACCUCUAGACCAGUGGUUCUCAAACUCGGUCCUCAGGACCACACACGGUUCAUGUUUUCCAUGUCACCCGGCAGCUGCUCUGUGUUUCAUCAACUGUCACAUUUUAAAAAUCUACAGGUGACCUGCAAAACAUGGACCGUGUGGGCUCCUGAGGACUGAGUUUGAGAACCUGUGAUCUAGACUGAAGCUAUCAGGCUAUGGUGGUCAUUCCGAGUUGAUCGCUCGCUAGCAGUUUUUAGCAGCCGUGCAAACGCAUAGCCGCCGCCCACCGGGGAGUGUAUUUUCGCUUUGCAGAAGUGCGAACGCCUGUGCAGCAGAGCGCCUGCAAAAUCUUUUUGUGUAAAACAAGACCAGCCCUGUAGUUACUCUUCGUGUGCGUUGAUUCUAAUGAUGGUGGGACGGCUUUUGACGUCACACACCCGCCAAGCCACGCCUGCGUUUUCCCCAACACACCUGCGUUUUUCUAAGCACUCCCUAAAAACGGUCGGUUGACACCCAGAAACGCCCACUUCAUGUCAAUCUUCCUGCGUUGUGCCGUGCGACUGAAAGCUUCGCUAGAACCUGCGCAAAACCACAAAGGACUUUGUACCCGUACGUCGCGCGUGCGCAUUGCGGUGCAAACGCAUGCGCAGAAAUGUCGAUUUUUAGCCUGAACGCUGCGCUGCGAAAAACGGCAGCUAGCGAUCAACUCGGAAUGACCCCCCUAUGUCUGAGAGUGAGGCUGAUUGUUAAUGAGUUGCCCUUAUUAAAAUUGCCCUAAAUUUAAAUGUGGGCACUCCCAGUUAUGGGCAGCAAGGUAAAGACUGCAAUUCCAGAUAAUAAUCCUGUAGAAAUUGGUAGGGUCAUAAUCAUUCAUUUCCGAAAAUGUUGUAAGAUAUCUGCGAGGCCAUGUGCCUAGUGGCAAUGAGACGAUGUGAUCUGGGCGCUUUGUCCACCAGACGAGUAGCUCAUUAUUGUCCAAUACAACCAUCCACAUUUGUGUAAAAUGAAACAAUUAUCCAGCCAUAUCACAAAGUGGGAUUGGUCCAUGUGGGGCCACCAUAAGGAACUUUAAUGUGUGCCUACCACCAGAAGCUCUUUUCCAGGUUCCCAAUUAUCAGAUAUACAAAACACUGUAUUGGGAACGGCCUCUAUUGUGGACUUAUAAUACUGGCACACUGACACAAACUAUGCAAAAGCCUUAAAUAAGUGUUGCCUUAUAUUUCU
This is a messenger RNA of Pseudophryne corroboree (corroboree frog), 3650 nucleotides long. Its product is annotated as galactose-3-O-sulfotransferase 4-like. Lineage: Eukaryota; Metazoa; Chordata; Amphibia; Anura; Myobatrachidae. The transcript has 4 exons. Gene Ontology annotation, biological process: glycolipid biosynthetic process. The record is from RefSeq and is a predicted model, not a curated record. Bases 382 to 1611 code for a protein of 409 amino acids. Gene Ontology annotation, cellular component: membrane. Gene Ontology annotation, molecular function: galactosylceramide sulfotransferase activity.